Molecule: messenger RNA, 1138 nt
Organism: Vitis vinifera (wine grape)
Lineage: Eukaryota; Viridiplantae; Streptophyta; Magnoliopsida; Vitales; Vitaceae
Product: zinc transporter 2
Exons: 2
Coding region: 1-996 (331 amino acids)
Biological process (GO): zinc ion transmembrane transport
Cellular component (GO): membrane
Molecular function (GO): zinc ion transmembrane transporter activity
Source: RefSeq, a predicted model, not a curated record
AUGACCCCAUUCAUGGCCUCUGUUCCUUCCUCCAAAGCUCUCAAGUCAACCUUGCUAAUCACAGCACUUUUGCUUCUAAAAUUCUCCACUAUCUACGCUCAUGGAGGUGAUGACCAUGGCAACAGCGGUGAUGAAGACUUGCAUGAAAGAGGUUUAAUUUUGGUGAAAAUCUGGUGUCUAAUAAUCCUCUUCGUGAGCACUUUUGCAGGUGGAGUUUCCCCUUACUUCUAUAGAUGGAAUGAGAGCUUUCUUCUGCUGGGCACGCAGUUUGCAGGCGGGGUCUUCCUGGGGACCUCUCUAAUGCAUUUCUUGAGCGACUCCAAUGAGACUUUUGAAGAGCUCACAGCAAAAGCAUACCCUUUUGCCUUCAUGCUAGCAUCAGCGGGUUAUCUUCUCACCAUGUUAGGAGAUUGCAUAGUGAUCUUUGUUACCAAGGGUAGCGAAAGAGAGGCAAAAGUGGAAGCUGCUGAGGAGGGUGCGACAGAGGUGCCUGUGGGUCUCAACCCAGCAUUCUUGCAGACAACAUCUUUUGGGGACACCAUGCUUCUCAUCCUUGCUCUGUGUUUUCAUUCAGUUUUUGAGGGCAUUGCCAUCGGGGUUUCAGGUACAAAGGCAGAAGCAUGGAGGAACCUGUGGACAAUAUCAUUGCACAAGAUAUUUGCAGCCAUUGCAAUGGGAAUUGCACUGCUGAGGAUGAAACCCAAGAGGCCAUUUGUGACAACUGCGGCCUAUUCUUUUGCCUUUGCGGUUUCGAGCCCCAUCGGAGUGGGAAUAGGCAUUGCCAUAGAUGCCACAACCCAAGGGAAGGCAGCUGAUUGGAUAUAUGCUAUAUCAAUGGGUCUUGCUUGUGGGGUUUUCAUCUAUGUUGCCAUCAACCAUCUCGUUGCCAAGGGCUUCAAACCACAAACUCAGCUUUAUUUUGACACUCCCUUUUUCAAGUUUCUUGCUGUGCUUGCUGGGGUGGGAGUCAUAGCUGUUGUUAUGAUUUGGGAUUAGUGAACUCAUGAAUUUAGUUUUCCCCACUAUUUGUUUCAUUGCAGCUGGUUUGAAUAUCAAUAACGCUUGUAAACGAUCCUUGUUUGUUGUGAAAUGAAAAAGAGAACAAUAAAAAUGGCUGGUUAAGAGUGAUAUGAGAAAA